Molecule: messenger RNA, 171 nt
Organism: Puccinia graminis f. sp. tritici CRL 75-36-700-3
Lineage: Eukaryota; Fungi; Basidiomycota; Pucciniomycetes; Pucciniales; Pucciniaceae
Exons: 2
Coding region: 1-171 (56 amino acids)
Source: RefSeq, a predicted model, not a curated record
AUGGUUCCUCACAGGACGGACUCCACUCAACCGUCUUUGCCGGCUCCCUUUGGCCCUCCUCCGACCUCCGCCGCCGAAUCCUUCGUUACCUCGCAACGGUACUCUCAUUUGGUCCAUCGGACUUAUAUGCGGCCUCCCGCCGUUGAUCGGCUCCUCUCAAUCGACGCCUAG